Molecule: messenger RNA, 300 nt
Organism: Dicrocoelium dendriticum
Lineage: Eukaryota; Metazoa; Platyhelminthes; Trematoda; Plagiorchiida; Dicrocoeliidae
Source: the annotation of a GenBank genome assembly
AUGAUGGCUUUUCAAGGAUACAGCGUUGUCGAACUCCUUGACUCCGAGGAUAUAAUAACUAUUGUCAGUAACACUUGGUUUAGAGAAGAAGGUUCGUACGCUCAAAUACCUUCAGUGCGGGGUACGCACUACUAUGCUGCGGUGAAAAAUCACACCGCGCCGGAUGUCGAUGUGGUCAGCACGGCCGUGUCCAUAAUCGUUAGCACGAUUAGCUUCCAGCAUGCCCGAGAAAUGGAACAGCAAUCUGAGCGCGGGAUGCUGCCAUCGACAGGAUACAAUUCCCAUGGGCCUUCCAGCUAA